This is a messenger RNA of Ciona intestinalis (vase tunicate), 801 nucleotides long. Its product is annotated as enoyl-CoA delta isomerase 2. The record is from RefSeq and is a predicted model, not a curated record. Gene Ontology annotation, molecular function: delta(3)-delta(2)-enoyl-CoA isomerase activity. NCBI's taxonomy places the organism in Eukaryota, Metazoa, Chordata, Ascidiacea, Phlebobranchia, Cionidae. Gene Ontology annotation, cellular component: peroxisome; mitochondrion.
AUGGCAAUGUUGACCAACUUUGUGUUGCUGGAAAAGUUUGAAGGAUACGCCAUUUUAAGAAUUGCAAGACCACAUAGAAAAAAUGCAAUGGUACCAAAGAUGUAUGGAGAUAUUUCUAGACAUCUUCGAGAAGUUUCAGAUGAUGAAAAUAUAAAAGUCGUAGUUUUGACCGGCACUGGAGAAUACUUUACUAGUGGUGCAGAUUUAAGUGACAGUGACCAACGUAAAAAGGGGCAGAACAAAAAGCAGCAGGCCAAUCAUUUUAGGGAUUGCAUUGAAACACUCAUAAAAUACCCAAAGCCUAUCAUAGUUGCAGUCAAUGGACCUGCUAUUGGAAUCGGGGUUACUUUACUUGGUUUAUGUGAUGUGGUGUACGCAACUGAUGAUGCUACAUUCUUAACACCAUUUAGUCGUAAUGGGAUGACUCCUGAGGCUUGUUCAAGUUAUACCUUUCCCAAGAUCAUGGGAUAUGCUAAGGCAAAUGAAAUGUUGCUGUUCAAUCGCAUGUUCUCAGCGCAUGAAGCUUAUAUAGCAGGUCUUGUUACUGAAGUAUUUCCGAAAGAAGUUUUUAUAGCCGAAGUUCAGAAACGUGUUGAGGAGUUAAUUGAUAAUCCGAUAAAGAGCUUGGUUUAUGGAAAGCAAUUGAUACGUGGCCCUGAGAUUCCACUUCUGCUUAAAGUAAAUGACCAGGAACUUGAGCGGCUGGAUGAAAGACACCAAUCUGGGGAUAUGACCCUUCAAAGAGAAAAGUUUUUUGAGGCAAGAAAAAAAAUCAAAGAAGCAAGAAAGGCAAAACUUUAA